UUAGUUUAAUCUCAAGCGCGAGUCUCGAACGGUUUUACGCAAGAAAAGUAGAAAAUAUUUUAUAGAAUAUUCAAAAUGAAAUCAAUAUUGGUGUUGGCUCUAUGCCUGGGUGUCGCCUGCGCAGAUUUUCACAGCAGCCACUACGAUGCCCAUCAGGAGGCAAUCGAUACUGCCCGCCGCAAUGCUUACGGCUCCAGUGGCUAUGGAGCUAGUGGCUCGAACAGCUUUGGAGCUGGCGGUACCGCUGAGCUGUCGCUUGGCGGCGGCGUUGGUGGCUCGUCGCUAGGCAACUUGGAGAGCUCCUACGAUUCCGUGGGUGCCGUCGAAGGUGUGGAGAACAGCGGCAACAGCUUGGGCGGUGGUUCUGGCUUUGGAUCCAACAAUGCUGCCUCAUUUGGUGCCAACAUCGGUGCUGGAUUCGGGGCUAGCAAUCAGGCUGCCUUUGGUGCCAACAAUGCGGCUUCCUUUGGCUCCAACAGCGCCUUCUCCUCCAACUCUGCCUUCCAGACCAGCCACAGUGCCAACUUCAAUGCAGCCAGCUCGCACAACGUGGGCAGCAACGUAGAGUUCGCUGACGCCAACAAUGCCGGCACUGAGGUCAACUUCGGAGGGGCCAAUACCAACACUGUCAACUCGGAGUCGCUGCUCGCCAGCAAUAUGCAGGCGCCGGUGGCCCUCACUUUGCCCUCGUCCAGCGGCAACAAUGUGGAGUACUUGCACCACGAGCGCGUUGUCUCCAGUGCACCCCAACAGAUUGUGUACACCGUGCCCGGUGGCUCGCAGCAGUACGUGCAACAUGUGGAGCGCGUUGUCGAGCAGAAGCAGCCCUCGGUGCAGUACGUUCAGGUGGCACAGCCUUCCGGCACCUCUGAGAGUUACUAUCAGCGCAAGGUCACAACCACCUCAUCGACUCCCCAGAUCGUCCAGCAGCCCUCGGCCAGGUACACCUAUGGCUCCAACACUGGCUCCAGCUUUGGUUCCAAUGCUGCCUCCACCUUUGGCUCCAAUGCUGCCUCCACUUUUGGCACCAACUCUGCCUUCAAGGUCAACCAGGGCUUCGGCACCAACUUUGGCAGCAACUUCGGUCAGCGCUCAGGUGCUCAGACCCAGUGGACUUCGGGUCAAAAUAGUGCUGUCAACUUUGGCAGCGGCAGCUCUCAGCUGCAUAAGUUGAUUAACCAGGCUCAACUGACAGCCAGGCAACAGGCUGCUAGCGAUAGUGUCCAUAGCAGUGGACCCUGUCUGGCCAGUGCCGAUGGUGGCUCCAACGGCUUCAACUCGGGCAGCUCCUUGAACUCCGCCAGCUCUCUAAAUGCUGCCAGCGGUCUUAAUGCGGGCGCCAGCGGCUCUCUUUUGAGCGGUUCUUUGCUCAGUGGCUCCUUGCUGGGUGGUGCCUCCCUCAACAGCCAGAACAAUUUGGGUCUCAAUGCGGGACAGCAACUGUCCGGCUCCGGCAACUUUGGCGGCGCCGGCGGUGCCGGCAGCGGCUACCAGACCAAGCAGUGGGAGAAGCAAUCCAAGUGGUCUUCCCAGUCUGAGUUUGGAUCCGAUGGCCAUGUGAAAAACUACAAGGAUCUGGCCACUGGCGAGAGCGAGAACUACAACCUCAACGGCAAGCAGUUCGGAUACAACGCAGCCACCGCGUCCGUCGAUGACAACGGUAGGACGAGCACCUACAGUGUGCACUCGUAAGGUGCAACCAGCCAACAGCCAACAUUGCCCCCUGCCACAACUUUCACAGUAGUAUCUAGUUUCAAACCCUCCAUUGUAGACGGUUCAACAAAAUGCUAAACAAUAAAAUGAGUAUCGAGGAUAUU
Messenger RNA from Drosophila nasuta, 1817 nucleotides. RefSeq names its product fibroin heavy chain-like. Lineage: Eukaryota; Metazoa; Arthropoda; Insecta; Diptera; Drosophilidae. The transcript is spliced from 4 exons. Bases 76 to 1692 code for a protein of 538 amino acids. The record is from RefSeq and is a predicted model, not a curated record.